AUGGGGGCUGGAGCGAGCGCCGAGGAGAAACACUCCAGAGAGCUGGAGAAGAAGCUGAAAGAGGAUGCCGACAUCGAUGCCAGAACCGUCAAGCUGCUGCUUCUAGGUGCUGGAGAAUCAGGCAAAAGCACUAUUGUCAAACAGAUGAAAAUUAUCCACAAAGAUGGUUACUCACUUGAAGAAUGCUUGGAGUUCAUUGUCAUCAUCUACAGCAACACCCUGCAGUCCAUGAUGGCCAUUGUGAAGGCCAUGACCACACUAAAUAUUAACUUUGGCCAUGCUGAUCAGCAGGAUGAUGCCAGGAAACUCAUGCAUCUUGCAGACACUAUUGAGGAAGGCUUCAUGCCUAAAGAGUUGUCGGAAAUCAUUUUGCGCCUGUGGAAGGACUCUGGCAUACAGGCGUGCUUUGACAGGGCCUCAGAGUACCAACUCAACGACUCCGCCGGAUACUACCUGAACGACUUGGAGCGACUGGUCCAACCGGGCUACGUGCCCACUGAGCAGGAUGUGCUGCGAUCAAGAGUGAAGACCACUGGUAUCAUCGAGACAACGUUUUCCUUCAAAGAUCUCCAUUUCAGAAUGUUUGAUGUGGGUGGCCAGAGGUCAGAGAGGAAGAAGUGGAUCCAUUGUUUUGAAGGUGUGACCUGUAUCAUCUUCAUUGCUGCUUUGAGCGCCUUCGACAUGGUGCUGGUGGAGGAUGAUGAAGUGAAUCGAAUGCACGAGAGUCUGCACUUGUUCAACAGUAUCUGCAACCACCGCUACUUUGCCGCCACCUCCAUUGUACUCUUCCUCAACAAGAAAGAUGUGUUCGUUGAGAAGAUCAAGAAGGCUCAUCUCAGCAUGUGCUUCCCAGAAUACGAUGGCCCCAAUACUUAUGAGGAUGCUGGUGUCUACAUUAAAAUGCAGUUCUUGGACCUGAACCUGCGCAAAGACAUCAAAGAAAUCUACUCUCACAUGACCUGUGCCACAGACACAGAGAACGUCAAGUUUGUGUUUGACGCCGUUACCGAUAUCAUCAUCAAAGAAAACUUGAAAGAUUGUGGUCUCUUCUAA
Anoplopoma fimbria (sablefish) is the source of this 1053-nucleotide messenger RNA. It is a transcript of the gene gnat1, whose product is annotated as guanine nucleotide binding protein (G protein), alpha transducing activity polypeptide 1. Gene Ontology annotation, cellular component: heterotrimeric G-protein complex. Bases 1 to 1053 code for a protein of 350 amino acids. NCBI's taxonomy places the organism in Eukaryota, Metazoa, Chordata, Actinopteri, Perciformes, Anoplopomatidae. The transcript is spliced from 8 exons. Gene Ontology annotation, molecular function: GTP binding; G protein-coupled receptor binding; G-protein beta/gamma-subunit complex binding. Gene Ontology annotation, biological process: adenylate cyclase-modulating G protein-coupled receptor signaling pathway. The record is from RefSeq and is a predicted model, not a curated record.